Molecule: messenger RNA, 1731 nt
Organism: Salvia splendens (bonfire salvia)
Lineage: Eukaryota; Viridiplantae; Streptophyta; Magnoliopsida; Lamiales; Lamiaceae
Product: serine/threonine-protein phosphatase 7 long form homolog
Exons: 4
Coding region: 152-1573 (473 amino acids)
Biological process (GO): meristem development; meristem maintenance
Source: RefSeq, a predicted model, not a curated record
UGUGCAAAGCCUGUGGGGUUUGAGAGCAGACGGUCGUGUUUUCACUGGCCGUGACUACCCUGUUGGAUUUGAAGAUUGGUCCAGCAAGUGUAGAGAUUUGUUGGGAUGGAUACCUGACGCAGAAACCGAAACGAAGCACGGUGGUUUGUUGAUGACGUCUCUGAUCCACCAAGCGACGAUGCCGUUGGGUAAUGGGUUGCCUGAGUAUGCAUACAUUCAAAGACCAUGUAUACAUGCUCUGAUCUUGUUAGGGGGGCUUAUUUUACCGGACACCACAGGGUGCAAGGUCCCCUUUAUGUGGUUAAAUGCCUUAGACGAUCCGGAAGAUGUGGCUAAUAUCAGUUGGGGUAGUGCUGCUUUAGCAUACCUGUAUCAUUAUUUGUGCGAGGCUUCUAUAGGCAGACAGAGAAGAGAUGUGGGUGGACCUAUGGUUCUCUUGCAGCUGUGGGCCUGGGAAAGAAUGCCUACAUUGAGGCCAACCUUCUUGAUAUCGCUUAUGCACACGCCGUAUACCCCGUGUGGAGCCAAGUGGCACGGAGUUACUGAAAUUGGAAAUGCUCCCCGACAUUCAGUAGCUCAUUAUCGUGAUCAGUUAUCACUGAUCCGUCCUGGCCAGUUUAUGUGGACACCCUAUGCAGACUGUAUCCUCCCUGAGUACUGCAUUGAUUCGACUGCAUCUUACUUGUGCGAUACUUAUUUGGUGUGCUGGUCAAUUGUCGAGGCACACGAGGCUGGACGCGUUUCCCGACAAUUUAACCGCUACCAGCGUAUUCCUCAGUACUGUGAUAGGAUGCUACAUAGCUCCGGCCAUUUGAGUAAAAGUCACCGCCGUGGGAGGAAGGGCGCUGAUUGGGCUAAGGUACAUAAGUUCUUCAUUGAUGAGUGGGACUUGCGCCACGACAUGUUCCAAGCAACUUUUGACCAUGCAACGGCGACAAUGGAUGGUCGCAUUAAUCCGGGCUAUAUGGCGUGGUACAAUAGGAUCACAGUGUCGUACCUAGUUCAACCUGGGACACAGUCAACUGAAGGGAUGAACGAGGCAGCCCCUUCUAAUUUAUUGGCGGUUGAGACCCUUCAGGGGAUAUGGCAUUUGACCUCUGAACAUGACACAUACCCUCGGUUACGGCAGAUUCGAGAAAUGGCUGCUUCGGCACUUCGUGCGAUGAACCAUGCUGAUGCGAUGGAGUAUCCAUCUUCUCAACGGCGAAAUGUGGUCAUGCCGCCACGCCCACCAACUUUUCUUCAUCAUGGACUGCCGGGUGUCCGGACGGGUGGGCACGGGAUUACGCGACAGCAUAGGUUGUCGCAGCAGCAGCAGCCGCAACCUGAGUAUGCGGUACCAGAGCCCUUGAGUCCGGAGUACGAUCCACCAGGAUGGUCUCAGCUGAGUGGUGCAAGCCACGAGCCCUCGCAAUGGGGAGCACGCGCAUCAUGUGAUUCAUUCUUUGGCGGUGUGUCUGAUUGGGAUGCAGCUCAACCAGGACGUGAUACGUACUUUCAGAAUUAUCAAUUUAUGGAUCCGGUGGGGAAGAAGAGGGUCCGGAAGAAGAGGGCGGGGAAGAAACAUAAAUAGGUUGUGAUCGUAAGUUGAUUUUUGGUCAUAUGUUGGUAUUUGUGUCUAUUGAAACAGGUUGUGAUCGUAAGUUGAUUUUUGAACAUUUUUUAUAUGAUGAAACAUAGAUAGUGUGGAAUGUUUUCUAUGGUGGAAUGAACAAUAUUAUGAUUUUGAUA